This is a messenger RNA of Bursaphelenchus okinawaensis, 578 nucleotides long. Lineage: Eukaryota; Metazoa; Nematoda; Chromadorea; Rhabditida; Aphelenchoididae. The record is from the annotation of a GenBank genome assembly.
AUGUGUAGACAACAAGCCUACCCAGUACAACCAGCCUACGCGGUUCACAGUCCACAGCCAUAUUAUUCACCACAGGGCUAUCCACCACAGCCUUGCAUGGGAUAUCCGCCACAAAACACUGUUGUAGUUUAUCGGUAGGUUUAUUUAGCCAAAAAACAUGUUGUUUAUAUAAUAAUAAAUUAAGAUCUAUUAGUUUUUUCGCAUUUUUUGGCUUUAUAAAAUUAAAAAAGUUUAAAAAUGAAAAUGCGAAAGAAUUAAUGGAUCUUUUUAGUAAAUAUUUUGCAAAAAAAGAAUAGAUCUAUCUAAUAUACACAGCCUUUUUACCCAAUUUUUAUCGAUUAACAGCUAUUUUGAUAGGCCUUUUUAACUUUGACAACCUUUUUGACACAAUUUUUAAAAUCCCUAACUGAUAAUAGUAAAACCAAAGAUUAAGAAUACUAUUUUACAAGUAUUUUAUCUUAUUAUUGAAAAUACUUUGAUAAAAUUUCGAUUUUAGGCGCCAUGAUGAAGGCGACGCAUGUUGUUGUUUGGCAAUGAUGUUAGCAUGUUGCGCUUGUUGUCUGCUGGCCAAUAAUUAA